CGGGUGGGUCGGGGCCUGGGAGUGUAUGUGGUGACGUCCCCACUGGACCAUCCAUGCCAUGAUGGCGGCGGAACGGGGCGGCGGUCCCGGCUCGGCCGCGGCAGAUUAUUCAAUGCUGGUGGUGGUUGGUGCGCUACAGGCCUCUGGCUUGCUGGAGCGGAUGUUGCUGCAAAUAGAAUUGGGCCUGCGCUGCUGGCCUGUGCCAAUGAACGUUGAUGUUUUGGAUCAGCAGCUGAAGCUCUUUGUGUCCAGACACUCUGCCUUCUUGUCAGAGGACAUCCCAGGUCAGCGGACGCUGCAGCACCACGGCGACGUCCUGGACACGCAGGUUGUGUUGAAUCCGGCUCACGACCUGGUCUGCUCAGAGGUGCGGCAGCUGCUGUGUCAACCUUCUCGACACAAGCUGUUGAUCCUGGCCGGUCAGUGUGUCGAGGACGUCGGAGACAUCGUGUUGCAGAAAGGCCGCUUCACUCUGGACGACCUGAUCCAGAUCUGUGCUGACGAAGAGGUUGCCCACUUGUGGAGUGCUACGGCAAAGGCCACUCUUACCCUCAGCUGCCCGGACCUGGGCCUUUGGAGGGAGGACCUGUUGAAGAAGCACAAUGUGCUAGACGUCAUAAACAUCCAGAUCAACCCUCCCGAGCUCCUUCCACAGAUGGAAGGCUUGCAAGAGUUCACAGAGUACCUCUCAGAGUGUCUGGAACCCGAGUCACCAUUUGACCUCCUGGAGCCCCCAAGCACCGUGGGGUUCUUGAAACUCUCCCGUCCUUGCUGCUACAUCUUCCCUGGUGGUAAGGGAGACUCGGCAUUCUUUGCUGUGAAUGGCUUCAACAUCCUGGUAAAUGGAGGCUCCGACCCCCGCUCCUGCUUCUGGAAACUAGUCCGACAUCUGGACAGAAUCGACUCGGUCCUCCUAAGUCACAUCGGCGUGGACAAUCUUCCUGGGCUGAACAGCUUGCUACUGAGGAAAGUCGCAGAGCAGGACCAGGACUUAGCUGCAGGUCAGCCUGAAGAAGACUGGAUGAAAAAACUCAUCUCCCCGGAGAUUGGAAUAGUUUUCUUCAAUGUUCCGGACAAAUUGAAAGCCAUACAAGGAGAUCCCAGUGAGCUUCGUAGUGUUGACCAAGGGGCAUUGAUCUUGGAGCGCUUGCAAAGACUUGCUAUCAAAGCACAACCUCUGUGUCGGCCCAAUAUAGUGUCUAUUGAGCCACUUGUCUUGUUCCACAAGAUGGGAGUAGGCCGUUUGGAGUUGUACCCACUGAAUCCAGUCAGUGGCAGUAAAGAAUUGGAGGAGUUGAUGCAGAUUUUGCCCAAAAGUUCCAAUCUGAAAGGCUCGGAUCUUCCACUCACAUGCCUCACUUCCAUGUGUGCUUUGCUGGUGUGGCAUCCCUCAAGCAAUCAGGAGAAGAUCGUCCGGGUCCUUUUCCCGGGAUGCACGCCACAGCCCAAAAUUCUGGAUGGACUUGAAAGACUGAAACACCUGGAUUUCCUCAGUGUUCCUGUGGCAAGUUCAAAGGACCUUGAAAUGUCCAAAGCGGAGAAACUACCAAAGCGUGCCGAAAGUCGAGAAAGCCUCAAGUCUAGAGACUUGCGGACCAGCAGUGCCUUGCAGAAAGAGAAAAAUGGACGACCUCCUGUCAAAAAACUGGAGGUGAGAAUGAAGCCAAAAGCAGGUGGUGACACUGCCCCCAAAGAGAGAGACCAAGAGGCCAAAUGUAAGCCAGUGAAGCCUGCUGAGAAGCUCAUUCCAAAGAAGGAUAUGUCCAAAGAUGAGAGAAAGAAAGAGAAUGGUGACAAAAAGAGAGAAAGUGUCAAGAAGGAAAGUUUAAAGCUGAAGAAAGAAAAUAAACCCGAAGCCAAAAAAGAGACUAAGUGGGAAGACAAGAAAGUAGCUGCAUCAGCUGCCAAAGAUGUAAAGAAAGUGAGUGGAACUUCAAGUUCAGAAGUGAGAAAAUCUGCAUUCAGGAGCCCGAAGACGGACAUGUUGAACAAAGGGAUGAAAGGUAAAGCUGGUUCUACACAGCAGGACUUCACAGCUGAAGACGAUAACAGGAACCCUACCAAAAACACCUCAGAACUUCGUAACUGUGACAGGGACAGAAAGAACCAAGGAAGUCCUGAGACAGUAGUCCUUUGUAUGGACACCUCCUUAAGUCCAAAUGACGACAAAUUCUCCAAAGGUGGACCAGAGGUUCAAGGUAACAGUGCACCUGAAGUAGACAGAGCAGCGCAUCUGGCCUUGGAUGGCCUCAGUCAGGAAGUUCCUCUGAGUACCUCACCCAUAGAGAAAUCCCCUUUCUUUCAGGACAAAACGUCCACUCAUCUUGUGGGAGACAUUGCAGACCCCCCCCCCACGCUAACAACUAUGCCGACUGAAUUCUGCCUCCCUCCAACCUCAGAGCAAAUCCGCAUGUUUAGCACAGAAUCCCAGCCAGCGCUGCCAAAAGACAAAUGCUGCUCCAACGGACUCUUGACUGACUCGGAACACAAUGUAGAGCAUUCCCUGAAUGGUCGCUGGGGACCUGGAUGUGAGGAACGUAUACAUGGCAUGUCGGAGCUCAGCACAGAUGUUCUCCAUGAUGUCGAUCUUUGCUUGGUUUCGCCUUGUGAGUUCCAGCACCACAAGGCUCCAGAGAACCAGAGCACUGAAGCCUGCAGCCAGGGAACCCCGCCCACAUCAGUCAGUGAGUCCCUCUUGAUGGCCACAGACUCUGAUGUUCUGCCUGCAGCGGAGGACUGUCCUUCGCUCGGCACAGACUUCGAUGAUGAUGAUUCAGGUAGCCUCCUCUUUCCCGGACAUCCUGGCAUGCCCCUGUCCCACCUGGCGGCUGAGCAUUCCUCCCUGGACCCGCCACCGGCCCUGGCCAAGGACCUGCCCCCGUUACCGCCCCAACCAGAAACGUGCAUGGCAGAUGUUGACGCAUCAAGCCAGACUUCUGCCAGCAGGACCAAAAAAACCCCAGGAGUGUUGCAGAGGGGCACUGCCAGAAGCCCGUCCGGCCACAACGUGAAGCCAAAGGCUAGCAGCACCGCGUCACUUAAAACAACCCCCGCCCUUGACACAAGACCAUCGAGCCGAAUUUCACUGGGUGGCUCGCGAAGUGGAACUGCCAAACCUUCAGUGUCAGCGUCCAAACUGUCAGAGGCCUCUGCUGUCCACGUGGACCUGGCCUACCUGCCAUCCGGAUCAGCCUCCUCCACCAUCACUUCGGACUUCUUCAGACAGCUUCGCUCCUCCUAUUACGUUGUGAGUGGCGACGAGCCUGUGAAAGCAGCGGCCAUGAGAAGCAUCCUGGAUGCACUGCUGGAUGGCAAGAGCAGCUGGCCGGACUUGCAGGUGACUCUAAUCCCGACGUUCGAUUCUGUGGCCAUGCACGAGUGGUACCAAGAAACCCAUGAGCAGCAGAAGCAGCUCUCCAUCACUGUGUUGGGGAGCAACAGCACCGUGGCCAUGCAGGACGAGACCUUCCCUGCCUGCAAGGUGGAGUUCUGAGGUUUUCGGAGGUUUUCGCCGUGGUUACAAGCUGACAGGGAAUAGUACACAGUUGCCUUAUCAGAACUCCCCCGUCCCUUUGAUAGGCUGGUCUGUUGUAGCACUUUCUGGCUGCUGGACCCGGACAUUCAUGCUAGCAGUCCACAAAAUAUUCAAGUCAGUUCUCAUGAAGCAGGUUCUUCAGUUGAGGAGCCAUUGCAGGUUCAGAUUCCAAAUGAUAAAGCUUUGUGAGGGAUUAUAGAAAUGAAAUGAAAGUGUUUAUUUGGAUUGGAAAGAACAUGUCAAAGCUUCCUGUCUUUGUGGUUUGACUUGGAGUGUUAUUGUAGCAUGUGGAUGUGAAACCUGAGCUGUUUAUAUCAACUUAAUUACACAGUAGAUCCCUGCAAAUGGUGAAAAACAGCAAAUAAUGGAAAAAGCCCUAAAAAUGACUUUUUGAUACUGUAAGCCAUACAACACAUCUCACACAAGACACAAUUACAGACGUACGGGAUUGGACUUCAAAACGUACACUUACACAACAUCACCAGCAUCUUCUUGCUGGAAGAUUUUGAGUGAAUUGACUCGUGAAACGGCGCCCUGUACUGGAUAUGUAGAUGCAGCACUUUUUUGUGUUGUUGUCCCCUGCUGCUGAUGCCAUUAAACAUUAAGUUUUAGUAUUUACAAUCUAAAGCAGAGAAAAUAAUCCAGAGGAGCCACUGCCCAGCCACAAACAUGCGGGGAUCUAGUACAUUAUUCCACACUAACAUUUCUGAUGGCUGAAGCCAGGCUCUUUGUGUCAAGGAAUGAAGUUGGAUGUUAAAGCUUUGAAUAUGAAGCUAGCAGCUUGCAUAAAAUCUUUGAUUGGUUUUCUUUCCAUGGUAAUCACCACGACAUUGCAUGAUUAGUUGAUAGCUGUCACUAUGAGAGAAGGAGUCAUAAGUCAAACAAGGUAAAAUGUCGGCAGGUUAAAAACUCCAGUUCUAUUAAGUUAUUUAUUUAUUUGUACACUUCCCCACGAAUCUUGUUUUAAAAUUGACAUCUGCAUGUUAAUGACUUUGGUACUGAAGUUGUGAAGAUAUGGUCAAACCCUUUCAAGAAAGCAGUAAUGUACGCCCUCUGCUGGUCUUUUGCUGCACACACAAAAUGUCACAAAAUGUGGCUGCAGUGUGCAUUCAAAUUUGGCUCUGGUCCUGUUAGAGUUCAACUUUACUGUCAAUAGCCUUUUAACGUGUUUGUUUAACUCAACGUAAAAAUGAAAUGUAAAUGUUUUUUAAAUCGCUUUUGCAUACACACAAACACCUGUUUCAGGUUGAUUUACUGUUUUUUCAAACACUACUUUGAGGUUCUAUCUAUUAAAAA
Molecule: messenger RNA, 4831 nt
Organism: Doryrhamphus excisus (bluestripe pipefish)
Lineage: Eukaryota; Metazoa; Chordata; Actinopteri; Syngnathiformes; Syngnathidae
Gene: map1sa
Product: microtubule-associated protein 1Sa
Biological process (GO): regulation of microtubule depolymerization; microtubule cytoskeleton organization; axonogenesis
Cellular component (GO): cytosol; microtubule; dendrite
Molecular function (GO): actin binding; microtubule binding
Source: RefSeq, a predicted model, not a curated record